Messenger RNA from Boleophthalmus pectinirostris (great blue-spotted mudskipper), 2647 nucleotides. RefSeq names its product GRAM domain containing 4a (gene gramd4a). Lineage: Eukaryota; Metazoa; Chordata; Actinopteri; Gobiiformes; Gobiidae. The transcript is spliced from 19 exons. The record is from RefSeq and is a predicted model, not a curated record. The coding region runs from base 331 to 2172 and encodes 613 amino acids. Gene Ontology annotation, biological process: apoptotic process; negative regulation of toll-like receptor 9 signaling pathway.
GCACUGACGACAUUUCCUCGGCGCUGUUCCGAUCUCUGUCCGUUUGGUUUCCCCGAAAAUCGACCACAGACACGGGAGACGGAGGAGCUAUCUGCGCGCUCCGGGCCAACGACUCUGGUUAGGUCAGGCGUUUACAGUAAAGGGAGGGGGCGAGGCAAAGCGCUUUUUUACCCUCCGUGUUCACACAACAAGCAAAGCAGAGGACAACAUUUGAACCAAAGAAACGCGGAUUUUUGGUGAUGGAUGGAUAGGACGCAUAGCUUUGACCGAGGCAGUGUGGAUGUCCUGAGCAGCAGGUGUAUCCAGGGAUAAACGGGAAUCUCAGUGUUCAUGAAACUUUGCUACGAUUUACGUGCUGGGGUUGCCGUCCGCCAUGUUAAGGUAAAGCCUGGCUGCGCGGUGUUGACCAUGCUAAAGCGCCUGGACAAGAUCCGCUUCCGAGGCCCCAGGACAAGAGAGGACUUCCCGGAUCUCGGAGAUUCGCCGCCCGCCUCCGACAACGAAUGUAGCGAUGACGUGCAGCUGAAGCCCAAAGCCAGGGACACGGAGGACCUGCUCAGAGACCCUGCGGGUUCGGGGUCUCCCAACAUGGCCACCACCAUCCAGGACUUUCAGAGGGCGGAGUCAGACCGGCUCAAUGAAGUCAAGGGACACCUGGAAAUUGCCUUAUUGGAGAAGCAUUUUCUACAGGAGGAGCUGAGGAAACUUCGAGAAGAGACCAAUGUCGACUCUAUACGACAGGAGCUGGACAGGGAGCGGACCAAGAGACUGGAUCUGGAGCAGAAGAUGAACGAUCUGCUCAAAAACAGGCUCGAGGACUCUCCACCGCAGCCCCCUCGAAAACAGCAGUCCCCCUCCAACUCCUCCAACAAUGGCACAGCAGAGAAGCAGCACCGAGAGGUGUGGAGCUCGCGGCUUCAGAAGUGGCUGUAUGAGCGAUUUGGGGUUUACCUCGAAGAUUUCCGGUUCCAGCCGGAGGAGAGCACCGUGGAGGCAGAGGAGCCGCUAAGUGCUAAAAGGUUGACAGAAAAUAUGAGGCGGCUAAAGCGAGGAGCCCGACCCGUCACAAAUUUUUUAAGGAAUCUUUCAGCCUUAUCCAAUUGGCACUCUGUCUACACGUCUGCAAUUGCCUUUAUUAUCUACAUGUAUGCUGCUUGGCAUGGCUGGGCCAUUCCCAUGUUCCUCUUCCUGGCCAUCCUGCGUUUGUCUUUGAAUUACCUCAUUGCCAGAGGCUGGAGAAUCCAGUGGAGCAUUGUGCCUGAAAUCUCUGAACCACUGCAGGAGCCGCCAAAGGAAGACCUCACAGUGUCAGAGAAGUUUCAGCUCGUAUUAGAUGUUGCACAAAAAGCACAGAACCUAUUUGGUAAGAUGGCAGAUGUUUUGGAGAAGAUAAAGAACUUGUUCAUGUGGGUUCAGCCUGAGAGCACCAGGAAACUUUACAUUUGUUUGUGGAUUGCGUUCAUCACCUCCUGUGUCUUCCCAUACAAGCUAAUGGGCUUCAUGAUGGGUCUGUACGCUGGGAUUAAGUUCUUCAUCAUAGAUUUCUUGUUUAAGAGCUGCCCAAAACUGAGGGACAAGUAUGACACACCUUACAUUGUGUGGAACAGCCUCCCCACAGACCCCCAACUCAAAGAGAGGACUAACGCCACUGUGUCCAGACGGAUUCAGCCGGUGGCGUCCAGAGGAAGCCUCGCUACUGUCCCCUGUGGUGUGAGCAGAGAGGAGGAGACGGGCCGGUCCCACAGCACCAAGAAGGGAGCCUUUCAUGAGGUCUUUAGUCUGCCGGAGUCAGAGCGCCCUCUGGCAGUCUGUGAGAAUGGCUGGAGGUGCUGCUUGAUAAACAGAGACAGGAAGAUGCCCACAGACUACAUCCGCAACGGUGUCCUCUACGUCACGGAAAACUAUCUGUGCUUUGAAAGCUCCAGCUCAAGGGCAAAUGCGUCAAAGAAAAACAAAGUGAUCAAACUGGUCGAUAUCACCGACAUACAGAAGUAUAAAGUGCUGUCAGUGCUGCCAGGAAGUGGGAUGGGCAUCUCUAUAGCAACACCCUCCACACAAAAGCCAUUGGUGUUUGGUGCCAUGAUCCAUCGAGACGAGGCGUUCGAGGCCAUCUUCACUCAGUACAUGAAGAUAAUGACGACGAGCAAACCACCGUCCAGCGCUGAACUGUAGGCUACUGUCGUCAUAGCAACUGACUAAAUUCACUAUGAAAGGGUCUGUGGUGUAGACCCAACGCCUUUUAAAGGUUCAACUGCACUGGAAGAUACCUAUCACAAGCCCCUCCCAGUCUUCUGUCUGCCUCCAGCUCUGAUUGGCUGAUUUCCACUUGUGGGAGGAGCUACAGUGAAUGAUACGCUGGUUAGCUAUUGGGGUUUCGGUACUGGUCAAGUCUCUACUACGAAGUGGAGGACUUUGAAAUUGUUUUAUCAUUGGGUAAAGUUUAAAGAGGAGGCUGGUACUCUUCUGAAUGACUGAAAAACUUUGCCCGCUGCUAUGCUAACCGCGUCCCUGUGUCUGCAUGUGUUGUGUGUGCGUCUAGUGGCUAUGUUUUUGUACUUUAUGGUCCUGGGGGAAAGAAGAUACACAUAAUUAUAAUAUAGGCAAGUGGAGAUAGGGCUGGAUAAUAAAAAAAAAAAUACUUUUUUCA